GAUCGUAACUCAAUUAUUAGAUUGAAAACGUAACCGUACCUCUUAGGAAGCGGCAUUCAAUUUGAUCGUAAGCCAUUAUUGGAUUUAAAAAUGCGGUUCAUUGGGAUGGGUUUCCUGUGGUAACUCGGCUGGCCAAGAAGAACGAAGGCUCGUGGAUCGAGAGAAUGACACCCGGACAUUCAGCAUCCUUUUUUUCACAUUUCAAAUUAUGGCUUCGCAACAGGAAGGACAGCAUCAGUCUCCUCAUGAUUAUUUAAUUGUUUUAAAUAUGACGACGAUCCUAAGUGACGUGAUAAAUCAACUGGAGAGUCCUAACACAAACAAUAACAUGAUCGACUACGCGAGAUAUCGAAUUGAAUGGCUGUCAUCUUUGUUGUUGAGGCUCGGAGGAAACCUCGAAACAUCUCUUUCAKKAGGCUUACAAACUGCUCAACAGAUGCUCGCAGCACUCGAUGGAGAUAUAUAUAAUUGCAAUCGAGAGAACUCUACUCCUCUCAUAUCAACCGGUUUAAAAGGAAGACCACAAUAUAAUAUAAGUAAAGAUCAAAUCGAGCAUUUCCUGGACUUUGGUUUCAAGGCAGUUGAUAUAGCCGAAAUGCUGUGCGUAUCCCAAAAAACGAUACAACGAAGGCUAAAGCAAUUUGGUUUGUCUGUUCGUGGUUCAUAUUCAGAUAUUACCGACACAGAUCUUGAUAUGGCCAUAAGAUCCAUAUUAGAUGAAUUUCCCAACUCUGGAUACAAAAGUAUGCGAGGAAAACUGUUGUCAAGGGGAUUGAAAAUUCAAGAGCAUAGAGUGAGAGAAGCCAUGAGAAGGGCUGAUCCAGAGGGAAUAUUAGUUAGAGCUCUUCAACUGCGUGUUACACAAAGAAGGUCAUAUAAUGUAAGAGCACCACUGUCACUUUGGCACAAUGAUGGCAACCACAAGCUUAUUAGAUGGAGGAUAGUUGURCACGGAUGCAUUGAUGGAUACUCUAGAAAGAUCAUGUUCCUUUCAUGUUCUGGAAAUAAUAGAGCUGACACAGUCUUAAAUUUGUUUUUACAAGCAGUGGGCGAUCAUGGAUUGCCAUCAAGAGUGAGGGGUGACCAUGGUGUUGAAAACGUUAGAGUUGCACAGUAUAUGUUUAACCAUCCYUCUAGAGGUCCGGGAAGAAGAAGCUAUAUUACAGGACCAAGCGUCCAUAAUCAAAGGAUAGAAAGGCUUUGGCGCGAUGUAUUUGUUGGCUGUCUCUACAUUUACUACUCCGUCUUUUACUUUUUAGAAGAAUCAGGCUAUUUAGAUUUAAGCAAUGAGGCAAACAUGUUUUGCUUGCACUAUGUGUUUAUACCUARAAUAAAUCAGCAUCUGGGAAAUUUUGCAAGUGGAUGGGACAAUCRCKCAAUAAGAACAACAAGAAACAAAACACCUAAUCAACUUUGGAUAAGAGGACUGAUGGAUUUAUCCAGGCAUCCUGAUGCGGAAAAUGCUUUGGAGCUAGAGGCUAUGCAGGUAAAAAUUAUUCUAUAUCUUAAAACUUAAUUAUAUUUAAGAAACAUAAAACAGCGCUAUUGUCUAGCCUCCUCUGUAAAYAACUACAUUUCUU
Molecule: messenger RNA, 1580 nt
Organism: Exaiptasia diaphana
Lineage: Eukaryota; Metazoa; Cnidaria; Anthozoa; Actiniaria; Aiptasiidae
Exons: 2
Coding region: 209-1516 (435 amino acids)
Molecular function (GO): nucleic acid binding
Source: RefSeq, a predicted model, not a curated record